AUGAGUUUCCACAAGCAUGAUUAUUCGCGACCGAUAGAAGAAGAAGAGUUUGAUGAUACAGAAUUGGAGACACCAGCGCGGUUCAAUGGUCAGAGUGUUAAGCGAAACCAAAAUACAAAUAUAAUAUACAGAUCGUUUCGUGCUAAUCGAACCAACGAUGGGAUAACAUCAAAGAAAACAACUGAGGCGGAUCAAAUAGGAGAUCUGAAAGGAUUUAAUAACAAUGGUGGUGCUUCUUCUUAUAAUAAUAAUGAUGGUGAUUAUGAUGUAUUGACAAUGAGAUCUCCGCCUAGUUUGAAAUUUGAUACCUCAGUCUCACUUGAUAACGACCAACACAGAAAUCAAAGUCCGACACCGACUACAAGAUUCAAACCGCCCACUACCGAACUUAGCCCAGUGGAUCACUCGCCGGUUUCAUACAAAGUGACCAAGCCAAAUACAGAGAAAAAGAGAAAUAAGAACAUAGAGUGUGUAACAGAAACACCGGCGCUGAAGAUACGCAAUGAAGAUGAAGUUAAACAGUCGAUUUUAGACAGGGUGAACACAACUUUGGAAUCAUUAAAGAAGAAAAACUCAUCCGAGGAAGUAUCACAUACGCCUGCUGUAUCAAAUAUCCUACCACUGAAAACAAGAUUCAGUGUGUCAAAUACUGAAAGCAUACAACCGAUAUAUAAUUUUGAAGAGGAGGAGCCCGAUUUUGUACAUAUUUCCAAGCAAGGUGUGCCAGGUCGAGAUGCAAAUGUGCUUUCGUCGGAUAAAGAACCUGAUUUAUCCCCCACAGUUGAUAAAAUUAGGUCGAAGCGAAAUAUUAAAGCAUCGCCAAUCAAGGAUGAGGAUACUUUAGGUAAUUCAACUCCAGUGUCCAAAAAUAGCAGACUCCAUGAAUCAAUCUUGCCCAAUGAGCACGAUUAUCAUGGAGCUGAAAUUAGCUUUAGUAGUACGAAAUGGUGGACGGCUAAACAAUGGCUGAUAUUGAUGAAAGUGGUGGAUCUGAAAUUGAUAUCUCGCAAGGAUGCUAUUAAUAGUCAAUUGUUAAUGAAAGAAUUGGGAUGUUCGAGCAAACAGGAACUACAAAGACGAUAUGAUUUUUUGAGGCAGUACAGAACAAAGUAG
Molecule: messenger RNA, 1113 nt
Organism: Lodderomyces orthopsilosis Co 90-125
Lineage: Eukaryota; Fungi; Ascomycota; Pichiomycetes; Serinales; Debaryomycetaceae
Exons: 1
Coding region: 1-1113 (370 amino acids)
Source: RefSeq, a predicted model, not a curated record